Molecule: messenger RNA, 219 nt
Organism: Lachancea mirantina
Lineage: Eukaryota; Fungi; Ascomycota; Saccharomycetes; Saccharomycetales; Saccharomycetaceae
Source: the annotation of a GenBank genome assembly
AUGGAAAAUCCGUACGAACAGGUGCAUCAGAAUAUUCUGGGCCGGAUAGUCAACAAUGUGGAACGUUUGAACGAGAGUAUUGUGACGUUGAACCAGGAAUUACAAUAUAUUAAUGCUCGAAACACGAAUUUACAACUGAUGGGCCAAAUGUGCGAAAACUACCACAAGAGCGUACAGUUCAAUCUGGACGCUACAAAUCACAAGCGAGAACCCCUGUGA